Molecule: messenger RNA, 990 nt
Organism: Penicillium samsonianum
Lineage: Eukaryota; Fungi; Ascomycota; Eurotiomycetes; Eurotiales; Aspergillaceae
Product: putative TIM barrel metal-dependent hydrolase
Exons: 1
Coding region: 1-990 (329 amino acids)
Molecular function (GO): hydrolase activity
Source: RefSeq, a predicted model, not a curated record
AUGCUGACCGCUACUCAGCCCAAAACCAAUAUACUCCACGGGCCUCGAUCGAUAUCGUUUGAUGCCCUUUCUAUCUGUUUGGAGCAACGGCGUUCAACACAUGCCUCGUCUGCAAGUGUAUCGCUGAAGCAGAGGCUCCCUCCAAACUCCUGGGAUAGUCACAUGCAUGUUGUGGAACCUGAGCGGUUUCCUGUCUCUCCAACGGCGGUAUAUAAACCUACCGCACAUACGUUACCCGAAGCUCUUGCCUUUGAGUCCGGACUGGGUGUUGAGAACCUCGUGUUUGUGCAACCGUCAGUUUAUGGCACAGACAAUUCAUGUUUAUUAGAUGCCUUAAAAAGACUUGGGCCGUCGCGCGGCCGAGGGGUUGUCGUGGUUGACCCUGCCACCGUUAAACCGGAGACUUUGAACGAAUGGCAUACCCUUGGAGUCCGUGGACUGAGAGUCAACCUUCAGUCUGUAGGGAAAGUGAUGGAUAAGACCGAGCUGGAAGAGACCUUACUCCAGCAUGCUGAGCUUGCCCGGCCUCGCAACUGGAUCAUCGAGAUAUAUCUUCCCCUCAAUAUGGUCUCGAUGGUCAAGUCGAUCCUCCCACGACUAGGCGUGCGCAUCUGCAUCGACCAUUUUGGCAGCCCCAAGCUCGCGUCGUGGGACCGUGAUGGUCCGGCUUUCAAUCCCUACAACCUUCAAGGGUUCUCGUCCUUGAUCUCUCUGCUUCGCGCUGGGAGAACAUAUGUCAAGGUGUCUGCGCCGUAUCGCCUCAGCAAAGACAACCAGAUGCGUGACCUUCUGGCUAUGGCACGCGAGUUCUUGUCUGUUGCACCUGAUCGGGUCAUCUAUGCCACUGAUUGGCCCCACACUCGAUUCUCCCGUGUCGAUAUCAGUCCAUUCACUGAAUGUUGCUUGGAAUUAUGCGCGACCAAGCCGGGGCUAGCGGAGCGUCUGUUUCGCAGGAACACCGAGGAGAUGCUAGGGGUAGCCUCCGAUUGA